AUGUCAGCUCGUAAGUUUGUCGUUGGUGGAAAUUGGAAAUGUAAUGGUACUCUUGCUAGUAUUGAAACAUUAACUAAAGGAGUUGCUGCCUCAGUUGAUGCUGAACUUGCCAAGAAAGUUGAAGUUAUUGUUGGAGUUCCAUUUAUCUAUAUUCCAAAAGUCCAACAAAUUCUUGCAGGAGAAGCUAAUGGUGCUAAUAUUCUUGUUUCUGCUGAAAAUGCAUGGACUAAAUCUGGAGCUUAUACUGGAGAAGUUCAUGUAGGAAUGUUAGUUGAUUGUCAAGUCCCAUAUGUCAUUCUUGGACAUUCUGAAAGAAGACAAAUUUUCCAUGAAAGUAAUGAACAAGUCGCUGAAAAAGUUAAAGUUGCUAUUGAUGCUGGAUUAAAAGUUAUUGCUUGUAUUGGUGAAACUGAAGCACAAAGAAUUGCUAAUCAAACUGAAGAAGUUGUUGCAGCACAACUCAAAGCCAUUAACAAUGCUAUUUCAAAAGAAGCAUGGAAAAACAUUAUUCUUGCUUAUGAACCAGUCUGGGCUAUUGGAACUGGAAAGACUGCUACUCCAGAUCAAGCUCAAGAAGUUCAUCAAUACAUUAGAAAAUGGAUGACUGAAAAUAUUUCUAAAGAAGUUGCUGAAGCUACAAGAAUCCAAUAUGGUGGAUCUGUUAAUCCAGCUAAUUGUAAUGAACUUGCUAAGAAAGCUGACAUUGAUGGUUUCUUAGUUGGAGGAGCCUCAUUAGAUGCCGCUAAAUUCAAGACUAUCAUUAACUCAGUUUCUGAGAAAUUCUAA
Entamoeba dispar SAW760 is the source of this 786-nucleotide messenger RNA. RefSeq names its product triosephosphate isomerase. Gene Ontology annotation, cellular component: cytosol. Gene Ontology annotation, biological process: glycerol catabolic process; glycolytic process; glyceraldehyde-3-phosphate biosynthetic process. Bases 1 to 786 code for a protein of 261 amino acids. Gene Ontology annotation, molecular function: triose-phosphate isomerase activity. The record is from RefSeq and is a predicted model, not a curated record. Lineage: Eukaryota; Evosea; Mastigamoebida; Endamoebidae. The transcript has a single exon.